UAAAUCACAGCCUCUCUAUUCUUAAAAGAUAAUUUGUUCUUAGAUCUGCAAAUUCUUUCUGACUUCACCGUAGGUAGAAGCCAUGGGUAUCCGUUUGCCUACUGCUUUGUCUCACGCUAAGAUGAUGCUUCGACGCUCUUUUCUGAUUGCAAACCAAACUGCUUCAGCGGUGGCAUUGGUUGUCCCAAAAGGCCACUUGGCGGUGUAUGUGGGAGAGGCUCAUCAGAAGAAGCGGUUUGUGGUUCCCAUAUCACAUCUGAACCAUCCUUCUUUCCAAGAUUUGUUAAGUCAGGCCGAAGAGGAGUACGGAUUCGAUCAUCCAAUGGGUGCUCUCACCAUCCCCUGCAAAGAGGAUGCCUUCCUUCAUCUCACAUCUUCCUUGAAUAGUUUAUGAGAAAUCAUCAAAUUAAUUUUGUAAAGCAAUGAUUCAGUUUAAAUAGCCUUUUGUACAAGAGUUGAGGAAGAGGGAAAAAAGUUCCGUAUCAAUUAAUAGAAUUUUUUUUUUACCAAUA
This is a messenger RNA of Nelumbo nucifera (sacred lotus), 512 nucleotides long. RefSeq names its product auxin-induced protein X10A-like. Gene Ontology annotation, biological process: response to auxin. The record is from RefSeq and is a predicted model, not a curated record. NCBI's taxonomy places the organism in Eukaryota, Viridiplantae, Streptophyta, Magnoliopsida, Proteales, Nelumbonaceae.